This is a messenger RNA of Cyphellophora attinorum, 876 nucleotides long. RefSeq lists its product as uncharacterized. NCBI's taxonomy places the organism in Eukaryota, Fungi, Ascomycota, Eurotiomycetes, Chaetothyriales, Cyphellophoraceae. Bases 1 to 876 code for a protein of 291 amino acids. The transcript has 2 exons. Gene Ontology annotation, biological process: carbohydrate metabolic process. Gene Ontology annotation, molecular function: hydrolase activity, hydrolyzing O-glycosyl compounds. The record is from RefSeq and is a predicted model, not a curated record.
AUGGCUAGCCUUGUAUUGAUGCUCCUGUCAGUCAUCACAUUCGGCUCUUUGGUAGCUUCGCAGUCUGACGAGUACACCCACUCCAUUGUACAUGACUUCAGCACCUACAAAGACAACGUCGACAAGCUCUUGACCGAUGACAAGGCUAAAGACUUCCGCAACGACUGGCAACUGUAUGACUACUGGCAACGAGCCGAUAAUCCUACCAUUCGUGUGGAUGCGAAGUACGACCACGAAAAUGUUCGAAUCAAGGAUGGGGCCUUGAUCUUGGAACAGAAAGGCUGGAAAGAGGGAGAUGACAAAGUCAGCAUGGCAGGCAUACAAAGUCAGCUCCUGAACAUCGGCUACGGUACCUUCACUACUGUCUUCAAGGUCACUGGCGAUGAUGGAGGAUCGGUGGCGAGCUUUUUCUGGUACAGAGAUGACCGUGCUGAGAUUGAUGUCGAGAUCGUGACCAGAGGCACCUCGCUGGUCAACGACACCAUGAACUGGACUACACAUCCUUCCCUCGAUGAUUUAGGUAACCCGAUCUUUGGAGCGACUGUACGUGUCCCCUUAGAUCCCAAAUUCAACGGUACCAACAUCCGUGAAUACCACGAGUAUCGAUUCGAUUACAGCAAGGACAACGUCAAAUACUUCCUUGACGGCACACUCGUUCACGAAGAUCUUCGUCCUCCACUUCCGGGCGGCAACCUACAGCUUAAGUUAUGGGCCGAUGGCAACAUGUGGUGGUCUGGAAAGCCUAGUGCUACCACAGUGACAAUGUCGGUACAGAACAUCACAGCCCACUUCAACCUCACUGAAGAGCCGAAGCCGAUGGCUGCACGGUCAUGGUGGACGGGGUACUGGUGUGAUUAUGAUGGACUAUGCGCCUGA